Haemorhous mexicanus (house finch) is the source of this 1788-nucleotide messenger RNA. Its product is annotated as natural killer cell receptor 2B4-like. Gene Ontology annotation, cellular component: external side of plasma membrane. The transcript is spliced from 9 exons. Gene Ontology annotation, biological process: natural killer cell activation involved in immune response. Lineage: Eukaryota; Metazoa; Chordata; Aves; Passeriformes; Fringillidae. Gene Ontology annotation, molecular function: MHC class I protein binding. The record is from RefSeq and is a predicted model, not a curated record. Bases 172 to 1326 code for a protein of 384 amino acids.
CCUUGUCCCCUCUGCCACUGCGGUGCCCUGGGGGUGACAGCGCGGCCCAACCCCCCCGCAGGAGGAGGAGGAGGAGGAGGAGGAGGAGGAGGAAGGAGCCGCACGGAGCCCGAGCAGAGGAAGUCCCCGCCGGGCACUCGCAGCCCCGAGGGGUCCCCGCUGCGCUCCGAGAUGUCCCCGCCCGGGGGUCGCCGCUGUCCCCCCGCGCUGCUGGCGCUGCUGCUGGGGCUGGCCGGGAGCCGAGGAUUCCCGGAAUGCGAAAAUCUGGCUGUGACCGAGGGAGGGUCGCUGUGCCUGGGGCCGGAGGAACCCCCGCGGGAGUGGACAGAGAUCCGCUGGAAAGUGAAAAUUAAUUCAGGAACGUGGCAGCGGAUCCUGACAGCCCUCAGGGAUGGAGCUGUCUCCUAUCUCAAAGGUCCUUUCAAUGGGAGAGCGAAAUUCCAGCCGGGAAACCUCUCCCUGUGCAUCUCCCCGGUUCACAGGGACGAUCACGGGCUCUAUAGGGCCGAGUUCGAGAAUUCGGGAGCGAUUUCAUCCCGGUGCUUCCGAGUGUCCGUGUGGGACCCCGUCCCGCAGCCGGAGCUGAAAUCCCAAAUCCUGCAGCGGGGUCGGGGCUGGUGCCGCCUGGCCCUGCUCUGCUCCAGCCCCGGGAACGUCUCCUACAGCUGGGCCUGCGCCGGGGAUCCCCCCGGGCAGAUCCCGGAGCAGAUCCCGGAGGAGAUCCCGGAGGAGAUCCCGGAGGAGACCCCGGGGAUCCCCUCCCGGCUGCUGCGGAGGCUCCCCGAGGGCGCCGAACCCCAAAUCUGCCUCUGCAACGUCAGCAACCCCGCGGGGUGGAGCGCGGCCCGCGCCCGCCUCACCUGCCCAGAAAUUCCCGAGAAUUUCAGCCACUGGACACUGCUGGCCGUGGCCGUGGCUGUGGCCGUGGGGGUGAUCCUGCUCCUCGUGGGCUGCUGCUGCUGGUGGAGGAAGAGGAGGAAGAAUUCCCGGGAAGGGACCCCCGGAACGCCCCCGGAGCAGGCGCUGACCAUCUACGCCACGGUGGGAGAGAAGAAACCCCGCCAGGACCCCGCCGGGACUGGCGAGGCCACCCAGGAAGGAGCCACCAUCUACGCCGUGGUCACUCCCAGGACACUGGAGCACCCCAAGCACCAGGAGGAACCCGGGAAUUUCACCAUUUACUCCACGGUCCAGUUUGACCGGAGGCCUUCCUCCAUCAAGAGGAAGAGGCUGGACCGAUCUUUGGUCUCCACCGCCUACUUGGAGGAUAACGGGGGCUACAGGCGCUUGGGCUUCCCAAAUCCCGCCGACCACCAGCACCCCUGAAACCCCGGAAUUCCCAUCCCGGUGGAAUUCUCCUCCUGGGAACUGCAGCCCCCACUGGGAUCCAUGGAACAGAAACAUCCAGAAAUUCGGGUUUUCCCCCCAAGAUUCAACCCCCAGCUGCGCCUCGGAGCGAAGAUCUGGGGAUGGAAAACUGUGGAAGGGAUGGAUUUGGGAUUGGGCAGUGGGAUGGGAAUUCUGUGGGGUUUGGGAAGUUUGGGAAUCCUUUUUUUUUCCUUUUCCUGGUGAAGAGUGUGAAGAGGUCUGGGUUCACCAAUCGGAGUUUCCAGUUUUGGGGUGGGUUCGGUGCUGGCCAAAGUCCAGGCGCUCGCUGGAGUUGUUUGCUCAUUUCCUGCUGAGAGAUCUGGAUUAGGAGGAGGAGGGCAAAACAGGCUCAAAACUUUAAAAGAUGUAAAAAAAACCUUUAUUGGCUGAGUUAAAUAUAAAAUAAUACAAAAAUCAGAA